UCAUAUCUCGAAGCAAGAAAGUCUAACCUUGGAAAUGUGAAACCAUGCCCUCCAAACCAAAACCAGAACCUUUAUUUUUCCUUAUAAUAAAAUCCCAUGCAACACAGAAAUGUGGAAGACAACUUCUGAUCUGAUCCCCCUAACCCAGUGAGGUCCUCUUCUUUGAUUUGAGCUUUUCAUUUUCAUCAGCCAGACCCUACAAUAAAACGCGCUCCAAUUUUCCAUAUUUUUUGGCCACGGUACACCUCUUUCUUUCCCUAGUCACAAAACCCACAUACCAUAAAAGCCUUAUUUCACAGAUAUUAUAUGCAAUUAGGAAACCCACCCCCCCCCCCCCAUAAAAUUAAAGGUACAAAACCAAAAUUCACUGCCUUAAGCCAUAGCCAAAACAUCAGACCAACCACCUUGCGAGAAAGGUGAUCUCCCCUACUACUCUUUAAAGAUUUUAGUGUAGAUCAUGGAAGUGCUACCUUCUUCUGGUGUUCAGUAUGUUGAAGAAUCUGAUUGUGCUCAACAGAAUUCAGGAACGGUUUUUAUUUAUGAUGGAGAAUCUAAUAGCUUUGAACAUGGAAAACAAGUUCAAAUGGUGGAUGGUGGAGUAAAUAUCUUAUCACUAAAUGGGGAAGGGUCUCAAAUAGAGAGACAAAGUGAUGACCAUGGGGCAGUAAAUGGAUUGCCUCUCUCCAAAGGACAUCAAAGUGGGCCUUCAUAUUCUGAUUGUCUGGUGGAGAGCCAAAAAUUAUCUGGUGAUUCUCAUGAUUUUGAAGAUGAUGAAUUGAAUGUACAGAAUUCUUGCACAGAACCUUAUGAAGCCCCUGAAAACUUUCAAGUAAUUGUGGAUAAUAUUGAAAGUGAGCCAACUAACAGUAGGGAUGGAGAGUCAUCCCUUUCAGAGCCCAUGUGGCUAGAACAUGAUGAAUCUGUGGCAUUGUGGGUCAAGUGGAGAGGGAAGUGGCAGGCAGGAAUUAGAUGUGCAAGGGAAGACUGGCCAUUAUCAACUUUGAGAGCGAAACCAACUCACGAUCGAAAGAAGUAUUUUGUGAUAUUUUUUCCGCAUACUAGGAAUUACUCCUGGGCAGAUAUGCUGCUUGUCCGACCAAUCAAUGAAUUCCCACAGCCUAUUGCAUAUAGGACGCAUAAAAUUGGACUUAAAAUGGUUAAGGAUUUGAAUGUUGCACGGCGGUUUAUAAUGCAAAAGCUAGCUGUUGGUAUGCUAAAUAUCGUCGAUCAAUUUCAUACUGAGGCACUGAUAGACACUGCUCGUAAUGUGAUGGUCUGGAAGGAAUUUGCGAUGGAGGCUUCACAUUGUAGUGGUUAUUCUGAUCUUGGAAGAAUGCUUUUGAAGCUUCAAAAUAUGAUAUUGCAGCAAUACAUAAAAUCAGAUUGGCUUGAACAUUCUUUUCAAUCUUGGUUAAAACGGUCUCAGGUUGCACAAAGUGCUGAAUCUAUUGAAUUGCUGAGGGAGGAAUUGUCUGAUUCUAUCCUAUGGAAUGAAGUCAACUCUCUCUGGAAUGCACCGGUGCAGCCAACAUUAGGUUCUGAGUGGAAAACCUGGAAGCAUGAAGUUAUGAAAUGGUUCUCAACAUCUCAUCCUGUAUCUAGUAGCGGUGAUGUAGAGAAGAGAAGCUGUGACAGUCCCUCAACCAUGAGUCUUCAAGUUGGCAGGAAGAGGCCUAAGCUUGAAGUGCGCCGUGCAGAAUCACAUGCUUCCCAGGUGGAAACAAGCAGUCCACUUCAAACUAUGACUGUUGAAAUUGACUCUGAGUUCUUCAAUAAUCGAGACAUUAUAAAUGCUGCUACUGUAACAUCAGAGCUUCCUAAAGAGGAAUAUUUUAGGGAGGGAGCUGCACCUACAGAGUCUCCUUGUAGUGUGACUGACAAAUGGGAAAAAAUUGUAGUUGAAGCUGGAAACUCUGAACUCAUGCAGACCAAAGAUAUUGAAAGGACUCCUAUAAAUGAAGUUUUGGAUAAGAAAACCAUAGAUGCUGGGAAUAAGAAUCGGCAAUGUAUUGCUUUUAUUGAAUCGAAAGGAAGGCAGUGUGUUAGAUGGGCAAAUGAUGGUGAUGUUUAUUGUUGUGUACAUUUAGCCACUCGUUUCAUUGGCAGCUCCACCAUGGUAGAGGCAAGUCCUCCUGUUAAUAGUCCAAUGUGUGAAGGCACCACUGUUCUUGGAACUCGAUGUAAACAUCGUUCUCUACCAGGUUCCUCAUUCUGCAAGAAACACGGACCCCGGAUUGAUACAAUAAAUACCUCAAAUUCACCUGAAAAUACACUUAAGAGAAAGCAUGAGCAGAUUAUUCCAGGUUCAGAGGCCACACACUGCAAAGAUAUUGUAUUGAUGGGAGAAGUGGAAAGUCCUCUUCAAGUGGAGCCUGUCUCAAUCAUGGAUGGAGAUGCCUUCCAUGGCAGGAACAUGUUAACUGAGAAGCUUGAGCAUUCUGUCCAGGACCAUAAUGGCAAGGAGGUGUUAAACUGCAUAGGCUCAAAUCCUCUUGAUUAUAAUAGCCCUUGUCAUGACACUCCAAAGCGUUAUUCAUUAUAUUGUGAUAAACACAUCCCAAGUUGGCUUAAACGUGCAAGGAAUGGUAAAAGUAGAAUAAUACCUAAAGAAGUAUUCAUAGAUCUUUUAAAGGAUUGCCAUUCUUUGGAUCAAAAGUUGAGUUUACAUUGUGCUUGUGAGCUUUUCUACAAGCUCUUCAAAAGCAUCUUAUCCCUAAGAAACCCAGUUCCUAUGGAAAUUCAACUUCAGUGGGCCUUGUCUGAAGCUUCUAAAGAUUUCAGCAUUGGAGAAAUCUUAUUGAAGUUGGUUUGCACUGAAAAAGAGAGACUCACAAAAAUAUGGGGCUUCAGUGCUGACGAAGAUGUACAUGUUUCUUCCUCUGUCAUGGAAGAAUCAGCAAUUUUGCCCUUGGCUGCUGAUAGUAGCCAUGAUGAUGAAAUAUCAUUUAAAUGCAAAUUUUGCUCAGAGAAGUUUCUUGAUGACCAAGAGCUUGGUAACCACUGGAUGGACAAUCACAAAAAGGAAGCACAAUGGCUUUUUAGAGGUUAUGCGUGCGCCAUCUGCCUGGACUCAUUUACUAACAGGAAACUUCUGGAAACCCAUGUACAAGAAAGACACCAUGUGCAAUUUGUCGAACAAUGCAUGCUUUUUUGUUGCAUUCCUUGUGGCAGCCACUUUGGGAAUGUUGAAGAGUUAUGGUUACAUGUUCUCUCAGUCCAUCCUGCUGAAUUCAGGUUAUCAAAAGUGGCUCAACUGGAUAAUCUGCCUUCACGAGAAGAAAAAGAGGAUUCUCUGCAGAAACUUGAACAGGACAAUAAAGCUUCUGUGGAAAAUAACUCAGAGAAUUUAGGGGGUAUCCGAAAGUUCAUAUGCAAGUUUUGUGGCUUGAGGUUUGAUUUGCUACCUGACCUUGGCCGGCACCAUCAGGCUGCUCAUAUGGGACCGAAUCUAUUCAGCUCUCGGCACCCAAAAAGGGGGGUUCGUUAUUAUGCUUACAGAUUAAAAUCUGGAAGACUUAGCCGUCCUAGAUUUAAGAAAGUUUUGGGAGCUGCAACAUAUAGGAUCAGGAACAGGGGAAGUGCUAGUAUGAAGAAACGUAUCCAGGCAUCAAAGUCGCUCAACAUUGGGGGAUUAAGUGUACAGUCUCAGGUAACUGAUCUUGCAACUCUUGGUAGAUUGGCAGAAUUUCAAUGCUCAGCAGUUGCAAACAUAUUGUUUUCUGAGAUUGAGAAAACUAAACCUCGUCCCAAUAACCUUGACAUAUUAGCUGCUGCACGCUCUGCUUGUUGUAAGGUGAGCCUAAAGGCCUCACUGGAGGGGAAAUAUGGAGUUUUGCCAGAACGUUUGUAUCUCAAGGCAGCCAAACUUUGCAGCGAGCAUAAUAUUAGAGUGAAGUGGCACCAAGAGGGGUUUAUUUGUCCUAGAGGAUGCAAGAGUUUUAAGGACCCAGGAUUACUGCCACCCUUGAUGCCUCUUCAUAAUGGUUUUGUAGGUAAACAGUCGGCACAUUCAUCUGACCAUAUGAGCAAUGCGUGGGAAGUGGAUGAGUGCCACUAUGUAAUUGAUUUGUGUGAUUUUAGUGAGAUUCCUAGACAAAAGUCCACUGUCUUGUGCAAUGAUAUAAGCUUUGGGAAGGAAUUGAUUCCAAUAGCUUGUGUAAUAGAUGAGGACGUCCUAGCAUCUCUUAAUGUCUUUGCAGAUUGUUCUAACGGUCAAACUACUAAGUUCCCCAUGCCUUGGAAAAGCUUUACCUAUAUCACAAGACCAUUGCAUGAUCAAUCUCACAAUCAUGUUAUUGAGAAUUUGCAAUUGGGGUGUGCUUGCCCUGAUUCAUUAUGCUCUCCUGAAACAUGUGAUCAUGUUUAUCUCUUUGAUACUGACUAUGAGGAUGCAAGAGAUAUAUGUGGGAAAUUUAUGCAUGGCAGGUUCCCAUAUGAUGAUAAAGGGCGGAUUAUAUUGGAGGAGGGUUACCUUGUUUAUGAGUGCAAUCACAUGUGCAGGUGCAGCAAAACCUGCCCAAAUAGGGUUUUGCAGAACGGAAUACGAGUAAAGCUGGAAAUCUUUAAAACAAAGAAUAAGGGAUGGGCAGUCAGGACAGGUGAACCAAUCCUACGUGGCACAUUUGUGUGUGAAUAUAUUGGGGAGGUUUUAGAUGAGCAGGAGGCAAAUGAAAGGCGGGGCAGAUAUGGUGAACAAGGUUGCAGCUAUAUGUACAACAUAGAUGCUCGUACCAAUGAUAUGAGUAGAUUGAUUGAAGCACAGGUGAAAUAUGUGAUUGAUGCCACCAAGUAUGGGAAUGUUUCAAGGUUCAUCAAUCACAGCUGCUUGCCAAAUCUUGUGAACCACCAAGUUCUUGUCAAUAGCAUGGAUUCUCAGCGUGCUCAUAUUGGUCUGUAUGCAAGUCGAGAUAUAGCUUCUGGCGAAGAACUAACGUACAAUUAUCAGUAUGAUCUGCUGCCUGGAGAAGGAUAUCCUUGCCAUUGUGAAACUUCCAAGUGCAGAGGGCGCCUUCGCUAAAUCUUAAUGAACGUUGGUUCCUGUGGUCUUGUCUGCGAAUAUUAAGGGAAAUGCGAGUUUUGAGCCCAUUUCACGCAAUUCAAAUUUGUCAGCAGACCAUAUCAUGAGUAGCUCAUUGAGUGGAUUAAAGCUAACAUCAACUUGGUCAAGUCCCUGUGGCAAUGGUACCAGGGCUCCAGCAUUUCUGCAAGGAAAUUUCGGCAAUCCCACCAAGUUGUUUGUGUCUAUUCACAUUUAUACACGUUAUUCGAGACAGGAAACAUCAUUUUCUUUUUGGCAUCUCCUUUUCAACAGCAGCGAACACUGAUGCCACCCUGCCUAAGCUUCUAGUGUAGAUGGUCAUUUUUCUGUUUGAAGUUCUUAGGUGUCAUGUUUGUGGGUAUUCUUUUCCUGGGAAUGCAUAAGUGGCCUGUUUCAAAUAAUUUUUGGCCGCCAUGUAUGCUUAUUACCCACUAUUGACAUGUAAAUAUUUGAACAAACAAGCUUGCUUUUUGGUUAUGGAAGAUGAUGCACAUAUUUUGUGGGA
Messenger RNA from Hevea brasiliensis (rubber tree), 5543 nucleotides. RefSeq names its product histone-lysine N-methyltransferase SUVR5. Gene Ontology annotation, cellular component: nucleus. Bases 458 to 5017 code for a protein of 1519 amino acids. The transcript is spliced from 12 exons. Lineage: Eukaryota; Viridiplantae; Streptophyta; Magnoliopsida; Malpighiales; Euphorbiaceae. Gene Ontology annotation, molecular function: protein binding; histone methyltransferase activity; zinc ion binding. The record is from RefSeq and is a predicted model, not a curated record.